Apiotrichum porosum is the source of this 1287-nucleotide messenger RNA. It is a transcript of the gene MCM1, whose product is annotated as transcription factor of the MADS box. The transcript is spliced from 4 exons. Gene Ontology annotation, biological process: positive regulation of transcription by RNA polymerase II. The coding region runs from base 1 to 1287 and encodes 428 amino acids. Gene Ontology annotation, molecular function: protein dimerization activity; DNA-binding transcription factor activity, RNA polymerase II-specific; cis-regulatory region sequence-specific DNA binding. The record is from RefSeq and is a predicted model, not a curated record. Lineage: Eukaryota; Fungi; Basidiomycota; Tremellomycetes; Trichosporonales; Trichosporonaceae.
AUGGCUCGCAAUGUUAGCAUCAACAUGGAUGGCAUGCCCGACUACGCAAACGACCCAGACCAGCAUGUCGACACUCUAGACAUGGACAUGGUCGCCGACUUUGGCGACGGUCUCGGUGUUGACAUGCACUUUGGGCACGGCGACGACUCGAAGCCUUUGAUCGACACAGAGCUUCAAAAGCACAGUGCCGACGCCACCGCUUCCUCCUCUGCCAUGCCCCCUCCUUCUACAAACCCGACCGUGGACGACAUGUUCCACAGUGAAACCGGUCUCGACGGCGGUAGCGAUGACGACGACGACUCGCCCGUCCCACAAGCAAAGCGCCGCCGAGAGACCCAGGACGUGCCCGGCGGAUUCACCUACGUCGACAAGGACGGUGGCGAGUCGGGCCGUCGCAAGAUUAGGAUCGAGUACAUUACCGACAAGUCGCGUCGGCAUAUUACCUUUAGCAAGCGCAAGGCCGGUAUCAUGAAGAAGGUGCUCCUCCUGGUCGUCUCGGAAACCGGUCUCGUUUACACCUUCACCACAACCAAGCUCCAGCCGCUCGUCUCCAAAGCCGAGGGCAAGAACCUCAUUCAGGCCUGUCUGAAUGCGCCUGACGGUGUUGGACCCGACGGUCAGCCGGCCGGUGGACCGAUCGCCCCUACCAAGGGCAAGAACGGCGGCCUGUCGAUUAGGCCCCACAAGUUGACGGCCGAGGCGUCCAAGGCCAUGAUCGCGACGGCUGCGCAGGUUGCCGGUGCCACACCAGAUGAGGCUCUCGCCCACGCCACCGCCCAGGCCAAGGCCGUCGCGUCGCUCGGAAACGGUAACCCCCAGAACAGGCCAAAGAAGCGCUUGCCAUCCAAGAAGCGCACGGCGUCGCAGCACUCGCUCAACGCCGACAUGCCUCAGGCUGCCCCCGAGAUGAUCCCUCCCGUGCCGCCCAUCCCCGAGAUGCACCGUCAGCCGUCGCCGUCGGCUCACAUGUUGCCACAGCACGGCCAGCCCCAACCACCCCCCAACCCCCUCCAGUCGCCGUUGAGUGCUGGCUACCACAUUCCCUCCGAGUACCAGCACCCUCACCCCCACGGCGUGCCUUCCCCGACCUACGGCUACCCGCCUACCCCCACAGGCGACUAUGGCGCAACCACCGCCAUGCCUGGAUACGCGUACCCGCAAGGUCCCCAGGGGUUCUUGGUCCACCCAGGCAUGUACCAGGGAAACCCACAAGCCCAGCCCCAGCCUCAAGGCGAACCUCGACGCAUGAUGCCUGGUCCUGACGGUGGCAUGCGUAUGGGCAUGUGA